CUAAACGUCACUCAAAAAACCAUCAAAACACAGCAGCAGACACAAAAGAUUUGAAUAACCGAAAAAGGGCCUUUUCCUUUCUAUUUGAGUUCUUGAAAGUAAUAAAUGUGAAUAGAUCAUUCAGAAAAACGGAUUACGAUGAAAAAUACUCGGAUGAGUUAGAAGCAGAACUCUACUCUCAUAUUCACCACGACAAACCUGAAACCAUCCAGUCGAACAGUUACCAGACACAACGUUGUAAACAACAACAAUAGCAACAACCAUAAAAUGAAUAAGAAAGCAGCGUCAACGAAAAAUCGUAACAUACCAAAACGUUUCACUCCUUACACGUCUUAUUUAUCACAAGUUGAUUCACAGCCAAUAGACUCGCCUAACGUUCGAUUGAACGAUAAUUUAACAGAAACCGUUAAAGCGCCAGAUGAAGGUCGACCGAAUCCGUUCAAUCGAGCCGAAGAGAAAAUGAAACGUUUUCAGCAAAUGGAAGCGAAAAAAGCCCAUGCCAACAAGGUUCGUGAAGGGAUAAGACUCAGAAAAGAAGACUUCGUCAACGUAAAGCAGAAACUUGAGAUCAUUGAAACAACAGCGAAACCUGUAUCUGUACCAGAGUCCGAUUCAGAUGACGAAGUCUACAUUUAUCCACCGGAAGAGCCAACCGUCAUUAGCAGUGAGGAUGAGGAUGAAACAAAUGUUCCGGUGGAAAAGGAACCAGAACCGAUCGACAAUUUGCACGACGGUUGCGAUGCCAUCAAUGUAGGUUGCGUUAAGCGCCUUAGUCGCCAUGAUGAUCCGUUCGGUGACAUUGACGUUGCCCGUUUGAAUACAAUCAUAUCAGCGAACCCGUCGAGGAAUCUGCCGCCAGUCAACAAGACAGCUGACCAUUUUGCCAAACCACAGCGAGCCAAUCGAAAUUCGUUGAAGCGGUCGCACGAUGUGUCAGAAACAGAUUUCGCUGCUACUGAUGUAUAUGAAUCGGAAAGUUCAGAUCUGUCGGAAAGUAAUGCACCGAAAGGUCGAAAAGUGGCCACCGUCUUAUCUGAAUCGGAAGGCAGUGACGUAGACACGUCAAAACGGUCGAAACGUAUGCGCAAACGACGAAAGUCCGGAAGUAAUCGAGGUUCCGACUGCAUCAGCUCGGAUGAUAGUCCUGAUGAUAGUGAUGAUGAGGGCGAAGCGUAUUUAGAGCCCGAGAAGACUAAUCGACCGUAUUACUUACAUCGUGGUGAGGGAGUUUUCAACGCAGUUACCAAGUACUCGAAACGUGUCACCAGUCGCCGGAAUGACCAGAAUCGAGAUGGUAACUUGGAAGCGGUUGAUUCAAGUGAAGAUUCGGAAACGAACGGGGUUGAGGAGGAACAAGAAAACGGAAAUUGGGUCGAAAAAAUUACAACUGAAAAUGUUACUGGAACCUUGCGUGAGAGUGAAAAUGUUGAUCGUGAUGUGGUGAUGAAGGAACUCAUCGAACCAGAUUCUGCGGUUGUUAAUAAAGAAAAUCCGAACGAAAUUUCUUUAAACAAGCUCCGAGACGAAAUCAUCUUGCAUGUUACAGACGCUAGCGAUAAGUCAACACAUCUUGUCCAUGACUCGGACUCAAACUGUAGUUUCGGGGAAUCCAAGUUAAAAGGGAAAGAACAAGACCGACAUGAUGCUAUUGAAUCACCAGACUACAUUCCCUUGCCACCGCACAUUGACUCAUCAGACUUAGCAGCAGCUUCCGAUGUAGCACUAUCGUCAGCACGAUGCACGCCGUCGAACUCUUCAAAAAUAUUUCUCUCGGAGCAAAAUGCACGAUUAUUGCUGUUAACCGAUGCGGGUAGUAAAUUUCUUAGUGAUGCGUCUAUUACACAUCAAGUGAAAGUACGAAUGGAUUGGGAAAACCUUCGAAAUGUUCUGGUGGUCGUUGGUUCGAAGUCCAAUCAAAAUAAAUUUCACGCCGAUUUGAUUCGAUUCUCGGUGAAAAUGUGCAAGAAGACGAUGCACGUCAAAAAUGACAUAUUUAAACAGAUUCCGAAAAGUAAAAUGGCCCUGAUUCUAUUCAUCCGCGAACAAUUUGCCUUGCUGGAGCAACCAUUGGGCAACGUUAAGGAGCUGUACAGAGACAUGAAGAGAAACGAGAAUUUGAAGAGUAAAAAUGGCACGAUAGAUGCCGACCGUGCAAGAAAAAACCUCAAUAUAAUUUUGAUGGGUCGAGCUGGCCUUAGAGACGGACGGUUACAUUUGGCUGGGCUGGAGUGCAAUCUGAAAUGCUUGUUGAAUAACAACAAGGAUAUGAUGACCACAGAAACACUGGAAGAAAUCUACCAACAUUAUCGAUACGUUUUUUCAGCGUUCGAACAUGACGACUACCCGAACCUAAUAUCAGAAUAUGAGGAAGUGAUACGAUCAAAGACCGUUCCCCCAUUGAAUAUCGACAAAAAUUUGUUGGAAAUCAAAAUUUCCGUCAAAGACGAUGCAAACGUCGACUUAAACCGGGCUAAGCAAAAAAUGAUGCGGACAAACAAUGACACCGAAUCCCAGAAUGAAAAUCAAGAAUCGACCGAUGAUGGGCCAGCAACGGUUGAUGCGAUUUCGGUGUCGGAAACGAAAAAAUCAACUACAAAAACUGUGAAACAGGACCAAAGAACGCUGAAACAAGAGUCCAAGGCAAACAACGGACAAACAGAAACAGUCGAAUCGGAUGGCCUAGCUGAAAACUCAUCGAACCUGAAUCAAAACGCUGUUUGGUCAUUGAAAUGCAAGGAUAUUGUCGAACAAUGUCGUCGGAAGUACUUUAAAUCGAGUAGGGUUGUGGACAAAUUGAACACGAUCUUGGAAAAGGCUUCCCGCAAUGAGCUCAGUUAUGCAGAUUAUAAAAAUUUGGAAAUAAUAGUGAACACCUUAAACGGCACUAUUGACUGAUUAAAUAAACUAUUCGAAAUUACGAUAAAUAAAAGCAAAUAUGUCUUGACGUUUCCU
Bradysia coprophila is the source of this 2952-nucleotide messenger RNA. RefSeq lists its product as uncharacterized. The record is from RefSeq and is a predicted model, not a curated record. NCBI's taxonomy places the organism in Eukaryota, Metazoa, Arthropoda, Insecta, Diptera, Sciaridae.